GCAGCCACCAUUCCUCCCACAGCCGCCAUUCCUCUACCACGAAGAGUUCACAACUCCGGCACGGCGGGUAAGACAACUUUCCCCUUCCCUUUGGCGUUUGCGGAAACCGAGAAGCAGGAGCAGUGGAAUAGCCGAAGUGCAGAACACUGGAAUCCGAACAGGAGCACCGGCUGCAGCGCCGUCGCCCGUCAGCCGCGUCGCCGCCAGUCCACCACAGCUUCGAAUCCUUCGAUCUACUAUGGCACAAUCGUAGAACCGCACAAGCACAAAUUCCAGUGAAAAAAUUUACUGGAUCCGCCAGCCGCCAUUCUUCUACCACGAAGAAUUCACAACUCCGGCACGGUGCGGAAGACAAGUGCACAUGUACAUGUAAAUGAGAAAAUACAUAUAUGAAUUUCGCAAAGUUGGGUGCUUCUGCUGCAAUAAAAUUGAGUGCUCCCUUGAAAUCGGUUUCCAGUCUGACUAUAAACAUCUCAAUUUUGGAGUCCCUUCUCCUCCAUUGCCAGAAUGUCAAACACUUCUGCCAAAUUUUCUCACAAAUGGUAUCCACUGGGCUCAUCAAAGACACCUAUGCUGCAAGCAGAAUUCUCAAGUUUUCAGCCGAUUCUCCUUUCAUCGGCAUCAGCUGCACUGAGAAGAUAUUUGGUCACAUCGAAAACCCGAAUUGUUUUUCAAUAAACACCGUGAUGAGAGUUUAUGUGCAUCAUAACAUGCCCCAAAAUUCGAUCUUUUUGUAUAAAUUAACAUUGAGGGAUAACUUGUGUGUGGAUAAUUUUACGUACCCGAUUCUUUUUCAAGCUAGCAUUCUCCGGUGUUCAGUAUUUGAAGGCAGAGAGUUGCAUAGUCAUGUCUUUAAAAGGGGUUUCGGAUCAGAUGUUUAUGUUUGUAAUACUUUGAUUAACAUGUACGGAGUAUGUGGGAAUAUGGGCGAUGCAAGGAAGGUCUUUGAUGAAAGUCAUGUGCGUGACUUGGUUUCUUGGAACUCGAUCUUGGCAGGGUAUGUUCAAGCAGGGAAUGUUGUGGAAGCAAUGAUAAUUUAUGCACAGAUGCCUGAGAGGAAUGUAAUUGCGUCAAACUCAAUGAUUGUGUUGUUGGGUAGGUGUGGUAUGGUGGAUGAGGCUUGCCGUUUGUUUAAUGAGAUGGGUAGAAGAGAUUUGGUUUCCUGGACUGCGUUGAUUUCUUGCCAUGAGCAAAAUGGGCUUUAUAAAGAGGCUUUGGAUUUGUUCUUGCAAAUGAUUUCCAUUGGGAUUACUGUAGAUGAAGUUGUGGUGGUCACUGUGCUCUCUGCUUGUGCACAUUUGUUAGUUCUGGACACCGGAAAAUCAGUGCACGGGGUUGUUAUUAAGGUUGGUUUUGAAUCAUAUGUGAAUUUUCAAAAUGCUUUAAUUCAUAUGUACUCCUGCUGUGGUGAUUUAAAUUCCGCACGAAACAUGUUUGAAUCAAGUAGUCAUUUGGAUCAAAUCUCUUGGAAUUCCAUAAUUGCUGGCUAUGUAAAGUGCGGAUCAGUGGAAAAGGCCAGAGCGUUAUUUGAUUCUAUGCCUGAGAAGGAUUGUGUAUCAUGGACCACAAUGAUUUCCGGCUAUGCUCAAAAUGAUCAUUUCUCAGAGGCUUUAGCUUUAUUCCAGGAAAUGCUAUAUGGACACAUUGAGCCCGAUGAGAUCACUUUAGUUAGUGUGCUUUCAGCUUGUGCCCACCUUACAGAAUUUGAACAAGGCAAAUGGAUUCAUGCAUAUAUUGGGAAUAAGGGGCUUAAAGUUAAUAUCAUUCUUGGUACCACUCUUAUAGACAUGUACAUGAAAUGUGGCUACACAAAGAAUGCUAUGGAGGUCUUCUAUGGAAUGGAAGACAGAGGUGUUUCUUCCUGGAAUGCUUUAAUUCAUGGGUUGGCCAUGAAUGGAGAGGUUCAAAGAUCACUCGAAACAUUUGAAGAAAUGAAGAAAUGUGGAGUAACUCCUAAUGAGGUAACCUUUUUGGCAGUUCUUGGUGCUUGUAGACAUAUGGGGAUGGUAGAUGAAGGUCGUCAUUAUUUUGAUUCCAUGGUGAAGUUGUACAACAUUGAGCCUAAUUCGAAACACUAUGGGUGUAUGGUUGACUUACUUGGCCGUGCGGGACUGCUUUGCGAAGCUGAAAAGCUCAUUCAGAGCAUGCCUAUGGCUCCAGAUGUCCCCACGUGGGGCGCUUUGCUUGGAGCUUGCAUAAAGCACGGGGACAGUGAAAUGGGGAAACGAGUUGGUAAAAAACUUAUUGAGCUUCAACCCCACCAUGAUGGGUUUCAUGUUAUACUUUCCAAUAUAUAUGCUUCAAAGGGAAACUGGGACAAUGCUGGCGAUGUUAGAGGUCUAAUGAUGCAGCAGGGUGUGGUAAAAACUCCUGGCUGCAGUAUGAUUGAAGCAGAUGGAAAUUGUUCAUGAAUUCUUUGCAACCGACUAGUCUCGCUGACUCUCAUCACCACAAACAAAGGAAAUAGAAGUAAUAUUGGAAUGAAAGGGUAAAACUAUCAAAUGCUAUUGGCUUUGUUAGGUUAGUAUAAUUAUUCUUACCAGACAAGAAGUAUGAUUUGAUAUUCUAUCCAGUUUUGCUAGAAAAAAACUUGUAAACCGUUAUAGAUCCUCUUUUUUUUUCUCCAAAACAUUAAAGAUUGAUUCAUCCCGAAACCUGUGUUUGAUGAAGUUUCACUCUUCCACUUCAGCAUGUAACAUCUAAAAAAUUUCCAUCACUUUUUUUUUGUGUGAAUGUCUUUGUAUGUUGUAUUUUAUAGAUGCUUAUAACCAGUAAUUCAUGCUUCAAGAAUUUCCGAAUAAACUUAUUGUGCGUGAAUUGAAAAGUUUUGGGGAUCGUGCAACAAAUUUUGAAGACAAAACGAUGAAGUCUAUUGCUGAACUUCAAAAGGUGUUUCAGGUAUGUUCCCAACCAUUGUGCCGAAAUGAUAUUCUGUGGGUGUGCAUCUAAAUUUAAAAUCAGACGGGAAAGUGAAUUGCUGUAUUUGCUGAUAUGAAUUCUUUGGACGAUGAUUGUUUGUGGCUCGGAGGAGGGUGUCAUGCAUUUGAUAUCAUUGCGGCAAGCCCACUUCAGUAACGGGGUCAUAGACGAGUGCGAACCCAUGAAGAUGGGAGGCAUGCUUUGUUGGCGAAGGGAUAUGUGCAAUGAGCUCGUUGAUGGCAAAAAAGGCGAAAACACCACUCAUUCGUCUAUAGAGUGAAUUUUUAUAAAUGAAAUCUGAAAAGUUUCAUCGACAACAAAGAACCCAGUAAAGUCCCACAAGUAAAGUAGUAGAUAGACCGUUUCUAAGAAAAUCAUGGCUCAAGCAUACUAUCAAACCAAGUAAGAACGUUGAGAAAAAAACCAUCAAAAAAUAAAUAAAUCAAAAGGUGUUGCCUUG
Cuscuta campestris is the source of this 3379-nucleotide messenger RNA. The record is from the annotation of a GenBank genome assembly. NCBI's taxonomy places the organism in Eukaryota, Viridiplantae, Streptophyta, Magnoliopsida, Solanales, Convolvulaceae.